Quercus lobata is the source of this 1830-nucleotide messenger RNA. RefSeq lists its product as uncharacterized. The record is from RefSeq and is a predicted model, not a curated record. Lineage: Eukaryota; Viridiplantae; Streptophyta; Magnoliopsida; Fagales; Fagaceae. The coding region runs from base 55 to 1167 and encodes 370 amino acids. The transcript is spliced from 5 exons.
CUAAAACUCUCAAACUGCAAUGCAUUGAAGCAAAUAAUUUCAAAGGAGGACAGAAUGCUAUUGCAUAGUCAAAAUCAACAUAUAUCCCUCCCGAAAUUAAGAUUUCUUGAAAUAGUUGGAUGCAAUCAACUAGAAUAUAUCUUUCCAAUCACAGUAGCUCAAAGCGUUCCACUACUAGAAACGCUUAUAAUGAGGAAACUUCCUAAAUUAAAGCAAGUAUUUGGCCAUGAAGAUGAAGGAGAAGUUGGGGAUGGGAAUGACGUCAUACUAUCUCAGUUGCGAUGGUUAAUCCUUGAGGACUUGCCAGAUUUUGGCAGUUUAUAUCGAGGAACUUGUUCUUCAAUGUGGCCAUCUUUGGAGGCGCUAAAAGUGGUGAACUGCCCUGAGAUGAAGUCAUCAUUUGCCGCUGAUCUGGAAACUAAUAUGCGAGCUCUAGGAAAGAAAUUAAAAGUAUUGCACGUGGAAAGCGGACUGUGUGACUUAGUUCUACUUCUUUUGACUCAAGGUUUGUUAAAUCUGGAAGAUUUGGGAAUUAAUAACUGUGAAGAAUUAGAAGAGAUGUUUAAGCCUGAAGGAUUUCUUUCCCAAGGAAAUCAUCAAGAACAAUUGUUGCUCUCGAGGUUAACAGUGUCCAGGUGUAAGCGAUUAAGAAAGCUCUUCACACUAACCAUUGCUAUAAGUCUACAGAAAUUGACAUUUCUUAAUAUAGAUAGGUGUGAUGAAUUAGAGCAUUUAAUUACUCAGGAUGAUCAGAUCUUACCAGAGGCUCAUCUCCAGCACACAUGCUUUCCACAACUAGUUGAAGUCAGUGUCAAUGAGUGCAACAAAAUGACGUGUCUCUUCCCUGUGACCAUUGCUGAUGGUCUUCUACGGCUACGACGUGUAGAAAUAAAAGGAGCCUCUCAAUUUGUGGAAGUGUUCGCCCAAAAAGAUGGAAGAGAUGGCCAAAUUCGAAAAGAUGUCAUACUCCCUAAACUGAAGUACUUAAGAUUCACACAACUACCAUGCCUUGUCAACCUUUGCCCAAGGAACUACCAUUUUACACUGCCAUCUUUAUAUCGCUUAGAGUUAGACGUGCUAACUUGUCCAGACAUCACUGGCUGUUUUACCCGAACUUUAGACGAUGUCGUGCAUGUAAAUGGAGAGUGCAGUCCUCCAGAUAGAUGAGAAAGAAGAGCUAGCCUGCAAGGCUCACAAUGAUUCACACAGCAAGACCCUGAACAACGACAAUGCGAGUUUUUGUAUAACGAUUGGCCACUACAGGCUACAUCUGUUCGGGGAACAACGACUGGAGUAAAUUGUUAUCUAAUAAUCUCAAGAGUCAAUAACAAUGCUCAUAAUCAUCAUCUAGAGGCCAUGUGAUGCAAGCAUACCGGGUGAUCGAUGCUUGUGGUGGGAUUACUAAGGUGCUACUUGUUUUCAGCUAUCGCUGACGGCCUUUGUUCUUGUUGUGAUGUGCCUCGUAUUUUCUGUUUACUUAGACGAAUAAUAAGUUUAGUUACAUGUUUGAAACUAUGUUGGGUUUAUUAGUCAUAUGAGAGAGAGAGAGAGAGAGAGAGAGAGAGAUCUAAGGGCCUCCCCCCACCAUCCAGCCUCCCUCCACCAUCAAACUACCAAAACUACUACUGGGAAAGAUUCAGAGCCAAAAAAAAUCCCCUAAAUCUUUGUUCAUAAAUAAAGAACCAGGAGAUGUCGUGCUUGAUGAAUUCAUAGAAAGAGGAGGACAAGAAGCCCAAUGAUCAAUCGUCUAAUAUAAAGUUUAAUGUGUGAAAUUAUUGUUGUCUUUGUGUUUCUAUAUGUCCGAUUUUGGUAAUGUAUUAAUUUAUUUGA